AUGGCGCCUGGAACCCUCUAUGCUUAUUUUAAGCUGUGCUUUCUGGUUUAUUCAAUAAUUAAUACUAUAAACCCCAGCAAGACUACUUUAGCUGAUUGCCUGAUUUCUAGCAAUGGAAUAAUCUCCAGCCGCUUGGCGGGAAAGCUGAGGUACUUAGACAGUCGAGAAGAUGAACAGAUCCGAGGAAUAACGAUGAAAUCCAGUGCCAUUUCAUUGCACUUUGAAAAGGGUGAUGAGGAGUAUCUGAUUAACUUAAUAGAUUCCCCAGGGCAUGUGGAUUUUUCUUCAGAAGUAUCUACUGCUGUCCGACUCUGUGAUGGUUGCAUCAUAGUGGUGGAUGCUGUUGAAGGAGUCUGUCCACAGACUCAAGCAGUUCUACGGCAAGCAUGGCUAGAAAAUAUCCGUCCAGUAUUGGUGAUCAAUAAGAUUGACCGUUUGAUUGUGGAACUCAAGUUCACCCCUCAGGAAGCCUACAUGCAUCUGAAGAAUAUCUUGGAGCAGGUCAAUGCAGUCACAGGAACGCUCUUUACCUCUAAAGUACUAGAAGAAAGAGCUGAGAAAGAAACAGAAAUUGCUUCGGAUUCUGCACCAGGAGAUCAAAUUUAUGACUGGAGUGCUGGCUUAGAAGAUACUGAUGAUUCCCAUCUUUAUUUCUCACCAGACCAUGGAAAUGUGGUGUUUGCCAGUGCAAUUGAUGGCUGGGGUUUUGGGAUUGAGCAUUUUGCCAAACUGUAUAGCCAAAAGAUGGGAAUCAAGCCUGCAGUACUUCUGAAGACUUUAUGGGGAGAUUAUUAUUUAAACACAAAAGCAAAGAAGAUAAUGAAAGGUGAUCAGUCAAAAGGGAAGAAACCCUUGUUUGUGCAGUUGGUGCUGGACAACAUAUGGAGUCUGUAUGAAUCUGUUAUGAAAAGAGAUAAAGAAAAAAUUGAGAAGAUAGUCACCUCAUUGGGAUUGAAAAUCGGUCCACGGGAGUCACGGCAUGCAGACCCUAAAGUCCAUCUUAAUGCCAUUUGUAGCCAGUGGCUACCAAUAUCCGAGGCAGUCCUCUCCAUGGUGUGUAAUAAACUUCCCAGUCCCCUUGACAUCACUGCUGAGAGAGUGGAAAAGCUGAUGUGUGUUGGAGCUAGAACAUUUGAUUCUUUACCACCAGAAACCCAGGAACUGAAAAGUGCUUUUCUGAAGUGCAGCAGUGAAGUAACAGCCCCAGUUAUUGUCUUUGUUUCCAAAAUGUUUCCUGUUGAUGCGAAGACAUUGCCACAGAAUAAACCAAGGUGGGGCAUGGUGCCUUUUGUAAUAUCUUUAGAAAUGCGAACUGACUUUGCAUCUUUUAUAGUUGCUGUAUUUCUGCCAUCUGCUUGUCAUGUUGGUUUAAGCACAGCUUGGUAA
This is a messenger RNA of Tinamus guttatus (white-throated tinamou), 1386 nucleotides long. The record is from RefSeq and is a predicted model, not a curated record. NCBI's taxonomy places the organism in Eukaryota, Metazoa, Chordata, Aves, Tinamiformes, Tinamidae.